GACCGUCCUAAAAUGAGUUUCAAACUUCUGAAUUGUUCUAAAAUGCUUUUGGAAAUUGUAAAUAGGUUUUUGAAGCAUUCUAAAAUGAUUCUAAAGUUUCCAAAUUGUUCUGAAGUGUUACAGGAUGCUUUCGGAAAUUCUGAAUUGAAUUUUAAGUGUUCUGAACUAUUAAAAAGGCUCAUUAAAGUUCUGUAGGAUGUCCACACUACAUCUCCUAUCUCCAUCAGUCCAAAAAGGCGCUUUAUUGCUAUUGAAAUUUCUGAAAGAGAAGGGAUUUUUGAUUAUAAAUACCAAACAAAGUCUACUUUACCGCAUAGUGUGUGGUAAACUGUUACUUUCCGCUUGCAAAUAAGUGCAGACUGUGCGGUAAAGUGCACUUUCGUAGGUCAAUUACCAGAAUAAAAAAAUGAAGGAAAAUUUCAGAACAACAAACUAGUCCCCAGUGCAAUCAGAGCAACCUAGAGUCUGAUUCCACGAUCUAAGGAUUCCACUGGGAACAAAAAGUGCCGGUAGAGCUAGUGCGGAACUGUUUGCACUGGGGGCAAAAAGUGCCGCACCAGUUUUCUGUCUAGCGAAAUUUGCUUCGUCAGUUUUCGCUUUCGUCGCCAAACCGACCGAGCCGAACCGAGAACUAAUCAAUGAAGGAUGAAGGUGUGUUUCUGAUAAAUUUCCAAGGUUUUUAAUGUUUUUAUAAAAAUUCGUAAUCGCAGAUAAACAAGUUUCUCGUUGUUUAUGUGCUCCAAAAAAAAACAACGUUAAUUCCCUCGCCUAAUUAAUCCACCUCACGAUGACAUAGUCGGUCGGUUCGGUGCUAUCGGCGCAGUUUUGUAUUUUCGUUUGAAGGACUAGGAUCUAUAGAAGAAAAACGCACUUUUGGCAAAGAUGAGCUCCAAGUUGAAAAAGAAACAUUUCCGAGUAAAACACCAAAAGGUCAAGCUAUUCAGGGCCAACGAACCGUUUUUGAGUGUUUUCAUGUGGGGAAUUAAUCACACGAUCAACGAGUUAAUGCACGUUACCAUACCAGUCAUGCUUCUACCAGACGAUUUCAGAGCAUAUUCCAAGAUUAAAAUCGAUAAUCAUUUAUUUAACAAGGAAAAUAUGCCAUCACACUUCAAAGUAAAAGAAUACUGUCCCAUGGUGUUCAGAAACAUAAGAGAACGGUUCGGAAUCGACGAUCUUGACUAUAAAGAGUCUCUUACCAGAUCCCAACCCCUUCCAGAUGACUCUGCUGGAAAAAGUGGCGCCAAAUUUUACCAAAGUUACGAUAAGAUUUUCAUCAUUAAAACUCUCACAUCCGAGGAAGUUGAGAGGAUGCACUCGUUCCUCAAACACUAUCACCCUUACAUUGUGGAAAGACAUGGUAAAACUUUAUUGCCUCAAUACCUUGGAAUGUAUCGGUUGACUGUCGAUAAUGCAGAGCACUACAUUGUGGUGAUGAGAAACGUAUUUUCCAACCAUUUGAGCACACACAGAAAGUUUGAUUUGAAGGGGUCUACAGUAGAUAGGGAAGCUUCGGAGAAGGAACGAGAAAAGGAAUUGCCUACAUUGAAGGAUAAUGAUUUUGUUAAUGAGCAAAUGAAGGUUUACAUAGGAGAAGAAGCUAAAAGUAAGCUCAUGGAAACUUUGAGUGCUGAUGUCGAUUUCUUGACGAAAUUGCAUCUGAUGGACUAUAGUUUGUUAUUAGGUAUCCACGAAGUCGAACGUGGCGAACAAGAACUACAAAGACAACGAGAACUCGAAGCCGAAAACCCCCCGGAUUCCGACGAGAGCGAGUCCGGCUCAGGCCUAGAGAAUCGCGGUGGCCAGAUGGGCUUCAACACUCCGCCGGAUUCUCCUAAUGCAGUUUGCCAGUACCUCCGAGAACACAGUCUCCAAUACGAAGGUGGUAUCAUCCCAGAACUAGACAUCUACGCAAUUCCGUCUUGCGAAUCAGCUCCAGUCAAAGAGAUUUACUUUGUGGCCAUAAUCGACGUGCUAACGCAUUACGGUGUUAAGAAACAAGCCGCAAAAGCGGCGAAAACUGUCAAAUACGGCUCUAACGUUGACGGAAUUAGCACGUGCGAUCCCGAGCAGUACGCAAGGCGUUUCAUCGAUUUUAUGAGCAAGGCCAUAGAGUAGGAACUGGAGAGAAAGAAGAUUGAGCAAUUUUUUUUUCAAGAGAUAAUUGUUUUAAUUGACAAAAGUUUCUUUGAAAAAUCUUUUAGGUUAGUGUGUAAAAUAUAAGGGGGCUAUGCGUUUUUUUCUUGGAACAGUAUUUCUUUUUCAAAUAAUAUCCCUACUGCAUUUUUUUUCUAUAUUUUAUACCUUUUUCUCUAAAUAACAUGUGCUAUGAUAAUAUGAUUGUUAUAUUAUAGAUUUUGGCGAUAAGGCUUAUGAAUAUGUAUUUUUUAGUUGAUGGUUGAAAAUUGAAAUAGCUAUUUUAUAAUAUAAGUAGGUCUAUUUCAACCAUGCUGAUAACCCGAAUUUUCUGGAACAUCUAUACAGUCUAUCAAUGAAAAGUGCUUUGUUUUAGGAUAAAAACAAUGUUUGGAACCCGUUUAUAAUGCAUAAGUAUCUGGUUUCCUAUAUUUAUCUAUUUUCUGUCAGCUUCACCCAGUUAUGAAAUUGAAAUUUUUAUUUAAAAAAAAUGUACAAGCAAUUUGUAAGCUAUUAUAAAUCAAAAUAACAAUUUUGAAGAAUUAAAAAUUACCUGUAAUGGAAUAUCAAGAUAAAAACAAAAUUCAAAAAGCAAAUAAACACUAUAAAUUAACAAAAUAAACGCACAUUUUCUCACAAUUUACAUCAAUAAAAAAUACAUUCAAGCCUCAUUAGCACAAAUGCCUCUCUAUACUUCGACUAUAAUCAAUAUUUUCUAAGGCAGCUAGGCUAGAGUAGUACAAUUUCUCUCGUAAUGCCAACAUCUAUAUCCUAGCUAGCAUAUAACUCUAGCUAGCUUAAGCUUUCUCAUAAAGAGGAUUCCAAUUUUUUCUUAUGGUCAAACUUGAUGUAAAGAUACAGUUAGGCCAAGAAUCAAAAUAAUUUUCCAUGGAGUAAAUUACGCUUUACACGCCCAAUCCGUCAAAAAAUCGACGAAACUAGUCAUAAUCUGAUCAAAUUGCGCCUAAGAAUAAUUUUGAUCCAAUUAAUACUACACAUCGUUAAAAUUAUUUGAUUAUAAGAAAAAUUAAAGAUUCUUCAUUUUUUUACCUAGAAAUACCUGGAAUGUUUUAUGUUGCAGUGUGACUGUUUUCCUUGUUCCCUCUUAUGUUAGACCUGCUGAUUUUUUUAAAUAAAAUAAUAAUUGAGUGAAACUCCAGCAAUAAUAUUAUCUAGUCUAAUAAUAUGGAUUAUUCUGCUACAUUUCUGUGAGAAUAUUAUCGGAUUUUAGUUUUAAGGAUACUUUAAGUGCUCAAUUUGUUCAGCAUUGAACAUAUAGACACCUUAUGGUUAUCUUCUGAUCGUAGAUCCUUUUCUUUUGGCUCAUUCCAUUUUGUAAAUAAAAAAAAUUAUAAAUUAGAUUUGUAUAUAGAUAAUAAUUAUUAUCUAAACUUUUUGUGAUCAGUUUUGUAAAACUUUUUAUUAUUUAGUUUUUUAUGUUAUUUUUUGUAAGUUUAUAAUUAUUAUUUUGUUAUUUUAUCAUUAUUUUUAUUUUUGUCCUGCAACAGGCGCUAUUAUUAUAUUAUUACUUAAAUACCUAUGCGAUUUUCAGUUUUAUUUUCUUUUUUAUUGUUUGUUUAAUUUAAAAAAAAAGAAACAGGUAUAUCGAUGGUGCAUCAUUCUAGUUAGAUAAAUAUUUUUGUUUUUCUACAAGUAAAAGUGGAAAGUAAAAUUGGUAAGGAGAGAUUUUUAUUUGGUUUAGUUGACAAUGUGCUUGUAGAAAAAAUGUAUGCCUAACAUUAGAGGAAAGUGUCUUUCUCUUAACUGUUGAUCAUAGUGUUACUUUCCUCACUCGUUAGGUAUACAUAUAACUUAGUUUAAGAUAAAAUUUUAGCCAAGUUUUGCUGAAAAAUUGAAAAUGUAAAUAUUUUAUUAGAAAGUAAUUUGAAAGUUCAUCAUAAUUCGGUAUCCUUUUCCCAUGGAAAUCUAUCAUUAAUCAAAAUAUUUUUCCGCUUAAUGCUUCGAUAAUAAAGCUUUUUUCUGAAGGGGCUGUUCAAUUUUUAAAAUAAUAUUGUUACUAGUUUAUAGGAAAACCCAGUCAAAUUGGUUCUAAAUAAUACUGUUUAUAAUCUCUUUUUGUAUUCUUUGUCUAAAUUUUUUCAAUGUUUAGAAGCAACGUUUUUAAUAAAAAAAAUCGUGAGGACUGCU
Messenger RNA from Ceutorhynchus assimilis (cabbage seed weevil), 4284 nucleotides. NCBI's taxonomy places the organism in Eukaryota, Metazoa, Arthropoda, Insecta, Coleoptera, Curculionidae. The record is from the annotation of a GenBank genome assembly.